UGUGCUCUGAUCUAGGGGUGUCCAACCUCUCCUCGGGCCCCAUGGUACCUUCUUCGCUACGCCGCUUACCACUGAACACCCCUGCGCGCUGGAGCCGGAUGGUGCCGGCCGUCCGGGAGACCAACCGUUGAUAGGCUGCUGAGAGCUCGAGGCGGGGCGGGUGAGAGACGCCUGACCUCCGCGCGAUUCUGUGUCUUUCCCGCCAUGUCUUUCGUGGAGAGCGCGCGGCGUUCUUCUCUGCUGCACCGUCGCCGCCUCUGCAGCCCUGUCCCUUACUCGGGUUCCGCGUUAUCUUCCUUUACUCAGGGGGGUAGUUGGGGUGAAGGUGAAGUCGACGAAGAGGAGGGAUGUGACCAAGUAGCCCGCGACUUGCGGGCAGAGUUUUCUGCUGGGGCGUUGUCUGAGCCUAGAAAGGUCUCUCUACUCCCGCCGGAGGGGGACGGGUCUCCAGUUCUGCCGGAUAAACGCAAUGGCAUCUUCACGGCGGAUGCGCGCGGCCGAGCCCAGGCUCGGCGGUGGCCGGUACAGGUCCUCUCAAUUCUCUGUUCGCUGCUAUUCGCCGUCCUCCUCGCUUUCCUCCUCGCCAUCGCCUAUCUGAUCGUAAAAGAGUUACAUGCUGAGAAUUUGAAGAAUAAAGAUGAUGUAGACACUGGGCUAUUAGGAUUCUGGACUCUACUUAUAAUAUCCCUAACUGCUGGAUUCUCCUGCUGCAGCUUUUCCUGGACAGUGACUUACUUUGAUUCUUUUGAACCAGGCAUGUUUCCUCCUACUCCUCUUUCACCUGCCAGGUUUAAGAAACUUACUGGACAUUCUUUCCACAUGGGCUAUAGCAUGGCAAUUUUGAAUGGUGUUGUAGCUGCUCUUACUGUUGCAUGGUGCCUCAUGUAAACUGACACUGAAGCAAUAUUCUUGGCAAAACUAAGUCAUGAUUGCUAUAUAAUAACGGAGAAGAACAUCAUCACCUACUCCGAAGACCAAGAAACCUACUGUUCGUUAUGUGAUUCAGAUACCUGUCAUAUCAUUAUGGAAGACCUUCUUAAACAUUGUUCUAAAACCUAGGCAUUGGGAUAGCUGAGUAUUGUUUCAAGUAAUUUCUUAAAAUUGCAAAAUGUUUACCUCAUCUCUUCUAUGUGUGUUAUUUUUCUAAACUGUAGAAAGCAUUUUAAUGGAAAUUAAACUGGAAAACUUGAAUACAGUACUAUGCCUACCUUUCCAUGUAUAUACUACAUUUUCCCUAAGAAAUACUGAUACUACUGUUUAAUUGAGACAAACAUAUCUUAAUUGUUCAUUAUAUCAGGAAAGCAACCAGUGUUUACUACUUUGACAUUUUACAGAAGCUACUUUUAAGUCAGCAUAUUUAGUUUUUGAUAUUCUUUUAAUCAAUAGAAGGUGCAUUUAUAUUUUUUAAUGGUGCAUAGUUUCUUGUGUUUUUUUUACAUAUUUUUCUAUUACAUAUUGAAUUUGUAUGUUUUAAAAAUUGUUACAUCUGGAAAAAUGUAAAUGUUAUUCUUUAGCUGGUGCAAACCUAAUACCUACCAUUUUUAGUAAGUGUUUCGUCUUUUUACAAAAGCAUAUUGACCUUAGUUUAAAAUUAAGUGAUUUUUUUAACAACAAAAACAUCUAUAAAGGGGUCACACAUAACCCAUUAAAAUAUUGAGAAAUUUGAAGCUGUUCAUUAUGUCUGUUUCCACAAUUCCACAUAUUUAUCCUGGUGUCUAUAUAGUUAUUUCAAUAGAACUGAUUUAUUUUGUUUUUAAUAAAUAUAAACCUGACAUUUUUAUAUUUAGAAAUGCUUGAACUAGUCGGUUUUUAAUCUCAACAAUUUAGUUACUGAAAUGGGAAAUGUAUUUUGAUACAUUGUGUAUAUAUGUAUAAUUCAUAAUUUUCCUAUUUAAAUGUUGUCUACAAUUGUGGUGUUAAUUUUUGUUUUAUAGUAAUUAAGCCUUCAUUGUUCUCACUUCUAAAUUCCUGUUUGGAAAGUCAUUCCAGUUUUAAAAGAUGGACUAUUUAAAAUACUGUUUUCCCUAGCCAUUGAAAAACUUACAUUUAGGAAAGUGUUGUAGAAUGAAACUGGUUAUUCAGGGUAGAUGGGAAAUGAAUGUGUGCAGUCUGUUUCUGUUAUCUGCUGAGUGUAUUACUGAGUAAAUGAUUUGUUGAUGUUC
This is a messenger RNA of Phyllostomus discolor (pale spear-nosed bat), 2162 nucleotides long. RefSeq names its product ADP ribosylation factor like GTPase 6 interacting protein 6 (gene ARL6IP6). The record is from RefSeq and is a predicted model, not a curated record. The transcript is spliced from 4 exons. Bases 205 to 888 code for a protein of 227 amino acids. NCBI's taxonomy places the organism in Eukaryota, Metazoa, Chordata, Mammalia, Chiroptera, Phyllostomidae.